Molecule: messenger RNA, 2295 nt
Organism: Strongyloides ratti
Lineage: Eukaryota; Metazoa; Nematoda; Chromadorea; Rhabditida; Strongyloididae
Product: Intraflagellar transport protein 80 homolog
Exons: 5
Coding region: 1-2295 (764 amino acids)
Biological process (GO): cilium assembly
Cellular component (GO): intraciliary transport particle B; cilium; centrosome
Molecular function (GO): protein binding
Source: RefSeq, a predicted model, not a curated record
AUGAAAUUUGAAAUAACUUACACAAAAAAUCCUUCUCAUCAGGCUGCUGUUACAGCUGUCACUUGGAUAGAUUCAGAUGAUGCCAUUACAUGUGGUGAUGAUGAACAAGUAUUAUUAUGGGAUACUGGUGCUUUUGAAAGUAAACAAUUAAUGACAUUAAAAGGAAAUUUUCCAACGUCGAUACAAUUAUCCAAUGGAAUAUCAUCAACAUCUAAUAAAAAAUCAAUCAAAGAUGGAAUAAUUAUAUCAACAACUGGUGGAAAAAUUAUUAUUGUUAGAAAUAAUAAAAUUGAAAAAACAAUUAAUGCACAUGAUGGAGCAUGUCUUUCUGUUAGAUGGAGCGAUGAUGGUUCCAGUUUUGUAUCCUGUGGUGAAGAAGGAACAAUUAAAAUGUGGUCAAAAAAUGGUAUGCUUAGAAGUGUCCUUGCUAGAUGUGAUAAUUCAAUUUAUACAAUGGCGUGGUCACCAGAUUCAACAAAAAUUUUUUAUUGCUCAAGUGAAUAUUGUUAUAUAAAAAGUUUAAAAAUACCUUCACAACCAAGUAAAUGGAAGGGACAUGAGGGUAUAAUAACUUGUUGUGAUUGGAGUAUAACAUCUAAUCUUAUUAUAACUGGUGGUGAAGAUUGUAAAUAUAGAGUUUGGGAUGGUUUAGGUAGAAUUAUUUAUACUUCAUUAUCACAUGAUUAUCCAAUAACUUCACUAUCCUGGAAUCCUGAUGGUAAUCUUUUUGUUGUCGGUAGUUAUAAUCUUUUAAGAUUAUGUGAUAAAUUAGGUUGGAGUCAUUCUCUUGAAAAAUUUAUGGUUGGAUCUAUUUUGGCAGUUGAUUGGUCACAAGAUAGUACACAAAUUAUUGCAGGAACUGCCACUGGACAUGUUAUUUAUGGUCAAAUAAUUGGAAAAAGAUUAUCAUGGAAUAAUUUAGAAAUUUUUAUGUUUAAAAAUAAUGGGAUUGAAGUUAAGGAUGUUCUUUCUGAAACAAUGAUUGAAAAAUUAGAAACUAAAGAGAGAAUAGUUUAUAUAUCUGUUGGUUUUGGUUAUCUUGUUACUGUUACAACAAAACAAAUUUAUAUUUAUAAUUCAAAAAAUUGGAAUUCACCAACAAUAAUUGAUCUUAAAGAAGAAAGAGGUAAUUCUGUCAUUCAAUCAUCCAGAUUUUUUCUUUUGAUAGGAUUAUCAAUAUUAGAAAUUUAUGGAUAUGAAGGCCGCCUUCAAACAACAAUAAAAUUACAAAGACAAACACUUCAAAAAAUGAUAUCUGAAAAAAGCAUUGCUUUAUCUGAUGAUGUGGUUGGUGUACGUGACAGUGACAACCAUAAAAUUAUCAAUCUUUACGAUGCAAUAAAUGGAAAAACAAUAGGAGAUGGCAAAAUAAUACAUCAACAAGAUAUCAUAGAAAUAUGUAUUGAUAUGGUUGGUAAUACUUUACAAAGAAAAAUAGCAUUUAUUGAUAGUAAUAAUGAUUUAUAUAUCAACUUAGUUAAUUCUUUUGGUUUAACAGAUCAAAGAUAUAAAAUUGCUUCAAAUGCUAAACAAAUACUUUUUCAUGAUAAAAGUUCUAUGCUUUUAUGUUUACAAGAAAAUACAAAAUUACUAAUAUUCACUUAUCCAAAUAUUGUUUUUGUUGAUGGUGAAUUGUUAAAUGAAAGUACUAUUAUAAUUGAUCUCAAAGGAAUUGGAAAUUCACCAUCAUUAAUUAAUUUUACUGGAGAAAAUAUUUGUGUAUUAAAAUCUAAUGGAGCAUUUAUAACAUAUUCUGUAUCUCCAUCUAUACAAGCAUUAUUUGAUUGUGUAAAUAAUUCAAAAUGGGAUCAAGCAGUAAAAGUAUGUAGAAAUGUUAAAGAACCAUAUCUUUGGUGUAUGUUAGCUGGAAUGGCUGUAGCUGAAAGGAAUGUUUUUAUUGCUGAAAUGGCUUAUUCUGAACUUGAAAAAGCAGAUAGAGUUUUAUUUCUUUCACAAAUAAGAAAAGAAAAAAAUUUAAAUUUAAAAAAUGCAUUAUUUGCAAUGUUUGCUGGAAGGAUAAGUGAAGCUGAAACAAUAUUACUUCAAUCAAAAUAUUAUUUUCGUGCUAUUUUUCUUAACAUACAAAUGUAUCGUUGGGAUAGAGCAUUACAAUUAGCAUUACAAUAUAAUAUGCAUAUUGAUACAGUAUUAGGAUAUAGACAAAGAUAUUUAGAAGAUAUUGGAGUAGAAGAGACCAAUGAAAAAAUAUUACAACAAUAUUCACAGGUAGAAGUUGACUGGGUUCAUAUUAAAAGAUCAAUAAAUAAUGAACUAGCUGUAGAGAAAGAAGCAUAA